AUGCGGUGGCCCGCUCGAUUGCGACAAUCUGGGUCACAACGUCAGCGGCAAUUUGCGCAACUUGGUCACUGGGAGAAGCCACAUAGUCAGCAUAGCCGGCGCGACGCGACAACGCUUACGUUUCGGUCAGUUGUCAUUGCGUCGCUCACCGUGUCGCCUUGGUGGUACACCGACCGACCGCAGGACAAGCAAGCAAAAGAGUCAUUUAUUGCGGAGAGGCGAGGCGAGACGAGACGGGGCCAGGUGAGGUUCACCUGA
Molecule: messenger RNA, 258 nt
Organism: Soboliphyme baturini
Lineage: Eukaryota; Metazoa; Nematoda; Enoplea; Dioctophymatida; Soboliphymatidae
Source: the annotation of a GenBank genome assembly